AUGAAGAGUUACUCUUGUUUUGCUUUGGUUUUGCUUCUUUUGAAUGUGGUUGUUUGUAAUGGAGGCAAGACAAGCACUUUCAUUAGAAAGACUGAGAGUAGUGAAGACAUGCCACUCGAUAGUGAUGUAUUUCAAGUCCCUCUUGGCUAUAAUGCUCCUCAGCAGGUUCACAUAACACAAGGUGAUCAUGUGGGAAAGGCUAUGAUCGUUUCAUGGGUCACUAUGGAUGAACCAGGAAAGAGUGUAGUGCGUUAUUGGAGUGAGAACUCCACCCACAAGGAGGCCAAGGGAAAUUAUGUUACCUAUAGAUACUUUAAUUACUCAUCUGGUUUUAUUCAUCACUGCACCCUUAGAGAUUUGGAGUUUAAUACAAAGUAUUAUUAUAUGAUUGGAAUUGGGCAUACUAUAAGGCAAUUUUGGUUCAUGACUCCUCCUGAUAUUCACCCUGAUGUGCCUUAUACAUUUGGUCUAAUGGGGGAUCUGGGUCAGACUUCAGAUUCAAACAGGACCCUUGCUCAUUACGAAUCAAAUCCUCAUAAAGGACAAGCUGUGUUGUAUGUUGGAGACCUCUCUUAUGCAGAUAAUCACCCAUAUCAUGAUAAUGUUAGGUGGGAUACAUGGGGAAGGAUGGUCGAAAGAAUUGCUGCUUAUCAACCUUGGAUAUGGACCACAGGGAACCAUGAACUUGACUUUGCCCCUGAAAUCGGCGAAUCAGAACCUUUCAAGCCUUUUAAACAUCGUUAUCAUGUCCCUUACAAAGCAUCAGGGAGUACUGCACCCUUUUGGUAUUCUAUCAAGAGAGCUUCGGCACACAUCAUAGUUUUGUCGUCAUAUUCAGCUUAUGGCAAAUAUACACCCCAAUAUCAAUGGCUUGAGGCAGAGCUACCAAAGGUUGAUAGAACUAAGACUCCUUGGUUGAUUGUUCUUCUACAUUCGCCAUGGUAUAAUAGCUACACUUAUCAUUACAUGGAAGGGGAAAGCAUGAGGGUUAUGUUUGAGGCUUGGUUUGUAAAGUACAAGGUUGAUGUUGUGUUUGCCGGUCACGUCCAUGCCUAUGAACGAUCUGAACGUAUCUCCAAUAUUGCAUACAACAUUGUGAAUGGUGAAUGCAUGCCAGUGAAGGAUGAGUCAGCUCCUGUAUACAUAAACAUUGGUGAUGGAGGGAACAUUGAAGGCUUAGCAAGAAACAUGACAGAGCCACAGCCUAAGUACUCUGCAUUCAGGGAAGCCAGUUUUGGACAUGCAAUGUUCGAAAUAAAGAACAGAACACAUGCUCACUAUACCUGGCACCGAAAUGAAGAUGACUAUGCCGUUGAAGCUGAUUGCAUGUGGUUUUUCAAUAGAUAUUGGCACCCCGUUGAUGAUUCCACAACCCAGUGA
Abrus precatorius (Indian licorice) is the source of this 1380-nucleotide messenger RNA. RefSeq names its product purple acid phosphatase-like. Bases 1 to 1380 code for a protein of 459 amino acids. Gene Ontology annotation, molecular function: acid phosphatase activity; metal ion binding. Lineage: Eukaryota; Viridiplantae; Streptophyta; Magnoliopsida; Fabales; Fabaceae. The record is from RefSeq and is a predicted model, not a curated record. The transcript has 8 exons.